GAAGAGGAUAUUCAGUAGCAGGCGUAUCGCUGUGUGCGGCCAGCUGUGUGUGUAGUUUAGAAUACAUCAUGGCUGGAAAUCAGCGAGUGUGCGUUAUUGGCGCAGGACCUGGUGGGAUGUCCUUUUUAUACCAAAACAAUAAGUUAAAAGCAGCCGGAAAGAGGUGUGCAGAUGUCGUCUGCUACGAGAAACAGUCCAACUGGGGAGGUCUGUGGAACUAUACCUGGAGAACAGGUGUGGAUGAAUAUGGUGAAUUUUGCCACGGAGGCCAGUACCGUGACCUCUGGUCCAAUGGUCCCAAAGAGUGCCUGGAGUACCCAGAUUAUACCUUUGAGGAUCAUUUUGGGAAGGUCAUCCCCUCUUUCCCUCCACGGACUGUUUUAUUCGACUACUUACAAGGUCGUUGGAACAAGAACAAACUCCGUGCAUAUGUUCGCUUCAAUACAGUAGUGAAGGACGUGACCUACAACAAAACCACAGACUACUUCACCAUCAUGGCCAAGGAUUUGACCAAUGACCAAGAUCUCCCUCCAGAGAGGUUUUCUCACGUCAUUGUGGCUACAGGUCACUUCUCCUUCCCAAACGUUCCAAACUUUGAAGGGAUCGAUAUGUUUAGAGGCAGAGUUCUUCACUCACACGACUUCAGACGAGCAACUGAGUUCAAAGGUCAACGGAUACUUUUAGUCGGAUCGAGGUACUCGGCAGAGGAUAUCUCAAUGCAAUGUAAGAAGAUGGGUUCUGGAAAGGUAAUCACUUGUUAUCGGAACAACCCAAUGAAUUUUCACUUUCCCGACGGUAUCGAGGAGCGUCCAUUAUUGACAAAAGUAGACGGGAAUACAAUUCAUUUCAAAGAUGGGACGACAGCGGAAGUUGACGUCAUCAUUCUUUGUACCGGAUAUCUGUACCACUUCCCGUACUUGUCGGAGUCCCUUCGCCUCAGGUCGAAGUUAUCGAUGUAUCCGGAUGGACUAUACAAGGGGACGAUGUGGAUGGAUGACGGCAACAACAAACUCUUCUACCUUAGCAUGCAGGAUCAAUAUUACUCUUACACGAUGUUUGAUAUCCAGGCCGAAUGGGCAUGUGCGGUCAUCUGCGGACACCUGAAGCUUCCGGACAGGAAAGAGAUGGAGUCCGAUAUUGCGAAAUGGGUGAAGAAGCGGGACUUGCUGAAGGAUUGUUAUGAUGACAUCGCCCUCCAGACAGAGUUUGUAUGUGACCUCGCCAAGGAAGUAGGCUGCAAAUACAACCUAGAUGUCGCAGCUUUGUUCAACAAGUGGGAAGAUGACAAGCGCGCGAACAUAGCGACAUAUCGGGAUCAGGCGUAUUCCUCGAUUUUCACUGGGAAACCGGGAAUCGUACAUCACACUCCCUGGUUCAAGGCAUACGACGACUCCGUGGAAACAUUCGUAAACCAAACACCAAACAAGGAAAAAUAAUGUGUUAUGGUGUACCAAAACAAUGGAUUGUCGAUAUCGAUAUAUUAUUUACUGUUUUAAGCACCAUAUAGCCAAACGGCUGGCUGGGUAUGCGUCUCUUUAAAAUCGUAUUCAGUUAGUUCGAGGUUUGAGGUUUCAGUUCGUUGGUGAAAUGUGUUCAAGUACAUUGUAUGUAUAUAUACUUAAUCUUGGAUUAGGGCAUUUGUUAUUUCAAUUUCAACAUAUUGUAUUGACUGAUGUUAUAUCAAUAUAGGAUUGGACAUCAGGCAGAGCCUAUAUAAGUCCUCUCCUUACAUAAAACAGGUAAACAAACAUAUUUACGUACCAAUAUGGAUUAUACAAUAAGAAGAGAGGUAUCUUCUUAGUUAUGAUUUUUACAUGAUUAGAAGAAAGUAACUUCUUAAAAGAUGAUUGAAUUGUUGUGAGAUGUAUAGAUAUGCCUAUUUCACUAACAAACACAAUUCUGUAACUACUUAAUAUAUUAUUUAACAUGUGUGAGUUAUAAGUUACACCUUAAUGAUAUAUAUAUGUAGUGUUUUUAUUGGUUGGGGCAUUUAUAUCAAACGCAUACAUGUACUGUAUAACUUUGCUGCUAUAUAAUGCACUGUUGUAAAUAAAGAUAUCUGCUUUGAU
This is a messenger RNA of Pecten maximus, 2069 nucleotides long. Its product is annotated as flavin-containing monooxygenase FMO GS-OX3-like. Lineage: Eukaryota; Metazoa; Mollusca; Bivalvia; Pectinida; Pectinidae. The transcript has 3 exons. The record is from RefSeq and is a predicted model, not a curated record. Gene Ontology annotation, molecular function: flavin adenine dinucleotide binding; NADP binding; N,N-dimethylaniline monooxygenase activity. Bases 69 to 1436 code for a protein of 455 amino acids.